AUGUGGCAUCCUGCCCUCCUUAAAACACUUCUUAAGCUUGAAUUUCCACCACCACUACUAAGAUGGAUUUUUUCAUGGUUAAACGGUAGAACAAUGUCCAUUCAUGUCGGAAAUGCAGUUUCGCGUGUUAUUAACUUAUUCGUUGGUACUCCUCAAGGUUCUGUUUUGGCAGCUGCUCUUUUUCGCUUACACGUUCAUUUCCUUCCCUCACAUGUCAUGAAUUUAGUAUGCCAUCUGUUUGCGGAUGACCUUGCUAUCAUUAUCUCUGGUGCACUUGAGAAUACAUUUUCCAGAAAUAUUGCUGAACUUGAAAGACAAGCUGAGAUUGCAAUGAGAAUUCUAGCAAAAUAUGCCGACGAUAACAUACUUCCUGUCAAUAUAAACAAAACAAAAGCACUGCUAGUAGACGAUGUUGUAGCACCACCAUAUCCUAAAAUAAAAUAUAAAGAUUUAUCAAUCGAAUUUGUAAAACGUUUCAAAUAUCUAGGAGUCGACAUAACAACAAAACUAGGAUGGGGUAUCUAUAUAUUAAAACGUCUUCAAAUAAUUAGAAAAAUAUAUCAUGCCCUACGCAUUAUAUUUAAUAAAAUACCUAUAUCUUUAAUACAUAUAGGAAGAAAAUUAUUUUUUGCCUAUGCGCUUCCGCAUAUAAUUUGGUUAUUCUCGUGCUGGUUUUUCUAUACCGAAAACCAACAAACAUUAAUUGAACAUGUUUACUGUACAGGGCUCCGUAUAACACACAAUUUGAAGCGUUGAGAGGACCUAACUGUCUACACUUUAAGUAAAGAAUACACAAUAAAUGACUAUUUAUAUAAAUAUUGGUUAAAGUUUAACAAACACCUUGAGACAUCAGCGGAGGCUCACCAAUAUCAACUUACUUUUACUGCAUAUCUAGCAUCGAAAACCCCACAAAAAUGCUGGUAUCUGUCCAUGGGUAUGCGAAAAAAUAGCAAAUUUUUGAAUAGAUUAUCUGAAAGAGCUCAACAUUCGAAAAUAGAUAUGAUAAACUUUUUAACGAUUCACGCUCAACAAUAUGGGUACUUCAAACAUUCAUCUUUCCCUAUACAUAUCUUCAUCUAUAAAUAUCUGAUGCAGGAUACAACAAUUGUUACAUUGUAAAUCGAAACUUAAAUAUAUAAAUAUUAACUGUAAUACUACACAUGUAAUUUUUUUUCCCAACCGAACACACAUAUAUAUACGGGGUGGCCCAAAAGUAAGGAAAAAUAAAUGCGAAAACCUCGGAUUUAAAUCCGAGUGUUAUGUGUACUUCAAAAAGUGAAAAGGUACAUUCACUGUGCUUUUUAUCACUAAAUUGCAAGGAGAAAAUACAGACGGGCUAA
Rotaria sp. Silwood2 is the source of this 1340-nucleotide messenger RNA. Lineage: Eukaryota; Metazoa; Rotifera; Eurotatoria; Philodinida; Philodinidae. The record is from the annotation of a GenBank genome assembly.